AUGAGUGUCAUUCUGUGCACUGCUGGAUACGAUCACACAAUCAGAUUCUGGGAGGCUCUGAGCGGCAUUUGCUCCCGUACAAUUCCUCACCCAGAUUCACAAGUCAAUCGACUAUGCAUCUCUCCCGACAAACGAUUUCUGGCCGCGGCUGGUCAUCACACUGUAAAGCUGUACGAUAUCAAGUCAACAAAUCCCGCGGCGGUUUUGACGUUUGAAGGCCACAYGGGCAACAUCACUGGAGUCGCAUUCCACUGCGAGGGAAAAUGGAUGGUGACCAGCUCUGAGGAUGGAACCGUCAAAAUCUGGGAUACCCGGAGCGGCCACAUACAGCGGAAUUACUCUCAUGGCGUGCCAGUAAAUGAUGUUGUAAUACAUCCAAACCAGGGCGAGCUAAUCUCGUGUGACCGAGGCGGCAAUGUCCGGAUCUGGGAUCUGGGAGAGAACAAGUGUAGUCACCAGCUUGUACCAGAGGAGGACAAGAGUGUCGCGUCAGUAACAGUGGCCACAGAUGGCUCAUUGCUAUGCGCCGCUGUCAGCUCCAGCGUAAACGGCGCGGUCUUUGUCUGGCGUCUCAUCACAGUUCGAGAUGUCACAAGCUUGGUGCCUGUGACAAGAUUCAAAGCGCAUGGAACGUACAUUACACGCGUACUCUUAUCACCGGAUGUCCGCAAGCUCRCAACCUGCUCGGCGGAUCACACGGCAAGAAUAUGGACCGUUGAUCUGGAGAAUGUGACUCCACCGAAGGAGCCCGAGGAUGAUGAAGAUGGUGUUCCCCGCCAGGAAGAAGACUCGCAGGCUUUCCCGCUCGAAAAUGAGCUCGAUGGCCAUCAGCGAUGGGUCUGGGACUGUGCUUUCUCCGCCGAUUCCGCAUAUCUUGUGACGGCGUGUAGUGAUCACUACGCCAGACUCUGGGAGCUUUCGAGUAAGACGAUCAUUCGGCAGUAUAAUGGACAUCAUCGGGGUGCGGUUUGUGUGGCGCUGAAUGACUACUCGGAAAGUCGGUGA
Messenger RNA from Ramularia collo-cygni, 1005 nucleotides. Its product is annotated as probable LST8 protein. Gene Ontology annotation, molecular function: protein binding. The coding region runs from base 1 to 1005 and encodes 334 amino acids. The record is from RefSeq and is a predicted model, not a curated record. NCBI's taxonomy places the organism in Eukaryota, Fungi, Ascomycota, Dothideomycetes, Mycosphaerellales, Mycosphaerellaceae. Gene Ontology annotation, cellular component: TORC1 complex; TORC2 complex. Gene Ontology annotation, biological process: TOR signaling; regulation of actin cytoskeleton organization. The transcript is spliced from 4 exons.